Molecule: messenger RNA, 1231 nt
Organism: Rosa rugosa (rugosa rose)
Lineage: Eukaryota; Viridiplantae; Streptophyta; Magnoliopsida; Rosales; Rosaceae
Exons: 2
Coding region: 241-867 (208 amino acids)
Source: RefSeq, a predicted model, not a curated record
AUUAGGUAACGCAUAUUAUGAUGAUGAACUUGACAUCUUGUCAGCUAAAACACAUAUACCGGAGAAUAACCCAGCUGCAGACCAAGCGAUGGAGCUAAUCGAUCUUGAGUGUCAAAUGACAGAAGGGAUCUGGUAGAGAAAAUGUGGCGCAUAUAUAGAGAGAGAAAGAGUGCAGAAGAUGAAGAAAAACAAUAUGAACGCAGCAGCAGUAAGAGUUAGAACAACAACAGAAGUUGAAGUAUGGAGUCCUCAUCAGCAACUCCAGCUGGCAGAAACACAAUAGUUCCAGCCAUGAAGCUACAUCCAUCUUCUUCCUCUCGAAGACGGCCAUUUUCUUUUUCACCUUCAUCCUCUUUUGUAUCAUCCUUUAAUGUCCCUGAUCAUGAUGAUUCCCCUGCCACCACCCCGUUUCGAUUUUCUGGUGUCCCAUUUUCCUGGGAACAUUUUCCUGGAAUUCCAAAGAAACAAAGCUUCAAUUGCAAGAAGAAUGAACAGUACUGCAGCUCACCAUCAUUGAAGGUUCUCCCAUUGCCUCCUACAACCACUCAUCAAGCUCCGAAAAAGAAGCCCUCAUCCAACUCAAAGCAGACUAGUACAUUUCCGAAAGAUCCUUUUGUUGCUGCUUUAGUUGAGUGUUCCAAGGAGGAAGAUGAAGAAGAAGAUCAAUAUUCCAAGAACAAUGGUCAAUGGAGUGCCAAGGUAUCAAGAAGUGUAAGUGACCGGUUUGGAUUUGUCAAUCUAUAUGCAUCGUCUUGUAAAAGAAGUUGUGCAGUUUCUCAAUCUAUCAUACAUGUUCCGAGGCCGAUCAGUAGAACCUCCUCUAACUACGAUCUACUUAGUCACCGUUCCCGUUCCCGUUCCCGAUGAGUUUGUCAUCAUCAUCACCCAGAAAACAAUAAUAAUCUUUGCUUUGCUGUCUCAAAAGAUUUGUGCAUUAUAUAUAUAUGUGUUUGCAUGUUGCCAAUAUAUUGAGCAAGCUCUAUAUAAUAAAUGAUGCUCUUUGCUGUAUUUCAUGUGAUGUCUGCGGCAGCAUGAGUGAAAUAUACACGACCCCAUGUGGUAGAACUGUAGAAGUAGUAGUCUUAAGUCGACUCUUGUCUACAAGAGGCUACUGACAUUUUUUUAAUAUAUCUCUUCCUUUCAGAAGACAUGUUGCAGCACACUCUUGAUUUAUUUGGCAGCGCAGAAUUGCUUCUUCAUUCUGUAGCACUUACGAUUUUUGUUCAAAGGU